AUAGGUCAUCAUCUGCCAGAGAGAUCUGUCGAAUCAGUUUUCAAAAAUGUUAAAAAAUAAAAAAGUUAUUAAAAAAGCGAAAUUUGCGUCGCGUUUUUAUUCCAAAUUCACCCUAAUCAACUCUAUUAUGCGUCUUCUUAGCCGAUGGAGUGAUAUGUUUCAACUCCGGUUUAUUAAAAAUGUUUUUUUCUUUAGGCACAAAUGAACUACCACCAGUUCAGACACAGAGCCCAAAAAUUGCAUUCGACGAUAACGAAGGUGAAACAUAUAUUCGUACUUCACUACCGACGGAAAAAAAGAAAUCACCUGAUGCGUUAUUUGACGUUGAUAGAAAUCGACGAGCUUCCGAGGCUAUAAACCAGCAUAUUAUACAGCCUGUUGCAGACAAUGAAGCACAGUCAAGUGAUGUAGAGCCUCAUAUGGCACUCCACACAUUGUAUCUUGAAUUGAACGAAAUUGGAGAUGAAGGAGUUCGACAUAUUGCUAAUGGCCUCGCAAACAACCAGGCACUCACUACCAUUGAUCUCUCUUACAGUCAUAUCGGACAAGAAGGACUUGAAUAUAUUGAAAGUGCGCGCACAAUCAACACAGUAAGUCAUAUACUUUUGUUCUUUUUAUGCACAUUCAUUUCAUUAUUUAACAUUGACACUCACCACAUGUAUCAUCGAUUCUAGCCAAGUUACAGAACGAUCAGCUCUAAAUGAUGGAGAAAUCGACAAUAUGAUUGAUUUGAUUUGAUAUUUUUGCAAUGUAUUUUCAAAUGAUUGUUACAUCCUUUUCUUUUUGUUUGUUAAUCAUUCUUUGAAAAAAAAGCAAUAAACAAUGUGUUCUCUUUCUCCCCUAUUCCAUUCUAUACCUCCUCUUUUUAUGCAACAUAAAAUAUCAUGGAAAAAAGAGAAGAAUGCUAAUAACAUGAUACGACGAUAGCAUACAGGAAUAAAGUGAAUCUUCUUAUGUCAGACAAUGAUUUUGCGUUUUUCUGCAUUAGAAAACAACAGAUAACAAAUCACAUUAAAUCUUAAAAUCAAAACGCAACCUCUCUACUUUGCUUAGAUAUAGAUUCGAACUUGUGAAUCUUAUUUUCUUUGUUGAUGUGAUCAAAGAGCGAGAUUAAGAGACCUACAGAUUUAAAUAAAAAGUUUUAUUUUCUAAUGUUAGAGAUGUAAAUAUAUGUUAGAGCUUUCUGAAAAUAAUAUAACUUGUAGUCAGUGGCGUAACUAUCCGUAACCCAUCCGGUUGCAUGACCAUCAAGACUGGGGUAUCCCACAACUUCUGAACUUAUUUGGAAACCUUGGCCUGAAGUUGUGGGAAACCCCAGUCAUAUCACAUAAACCCAACGUGGAAUAAUUUUGAA
Messenger RNA from Didymodactylos carnosus, 1354 nucleotides. NCBI's taxonomy places the organism in Eukaryota, Metazoa, Rotifera, Eurotatoria, Philodinida, Philodinidae. The record is from the annotation of a GenBank genome assembly.